AUGGCGUUCGCUAGACAGACUCAACCUGUUCGAGACCAAUCCGGAAACACAUUCCAACUCGCCAUCAAAGGAUGGACUACCAGCAAACUGUCCGCUACCAAAGACCAAGGUCUGCAAUCACUGCUUGGCUUUCUAGAGAAGAAGUCCAGCCGCAAUAUCCUUUCUCACCGCUUGGCCGGCCGCACAGUACUACUCAUCACGAUCAAUGAACACGACAAAGAUCGGUUCUAUCACUUGAACAACUUCACAUGGGCCGGUGCAACCCUGACAGUUGAAGACUCGCGACCUCCGCGCAACCAACACGCCCACGCCCAAAAUCAACAUCAGUCCUUUGAAGGACGAAUUUCUCAGCCAUCAAGAAACGGCUUUCCACGAGAUCCACGCCGCACCAACACCAACAAUCUCUUGACAUCAGAGAUCGAAAACAUCAUCAUCUCCGUCAUCCGGAAACGAUAUCACGCUGGAGACAGGCAUCUCAUCUUGAAUGCGAUGGUCGCUGAUCCUGAGCUCCUGAGUUCCGGCCUGUCGGAUCAAGACGCGUCCAAAGUGUACAAAGCCAUCUUCACGAUCUGCGAAAGCAAGAUCUGGGAAACCGAGACGAAACGAACAGAAGCUGUGCUCAGCGUCAGUCUCCGAGACAAUGCAAUCAAAACCGUACAAGACAUUAUCUCUCUUGCCAGUGUUUUCCCCCACAUCCACAAUCUCGACCUUGCAAACAACAACCUUGAAGACCUGGGUGCUCUCAAAUUCUGGAAGAACCAGUUCCGCGAGCUCGAACACCUCAUCCUCACAGGCAACCCGGUCGCUUCCAAGCCAGACACACUCCAGACACUCAUCAAAUGGUACCCAAAUUUGAAAAUGUACAACAACGAGCCAAUCGCGUCCAACGGCACACAACUUCAACCUCAGCCACAGCCAGAGCCACAGCCAAUUGGAGCAAUGGCGGCGCCUGCGCCAUUGCAUCCGGAACUCCCACCGGGCUCAACAUUCGGAGUCGCCCAGCCAGACAAGCCCGCGGAGGUCCUCCUCCGCGAACAAAUGGGCCUCCAAUUCAGCUUCGAGACUCGCCUCAAGCUGCAGUGGGUCGAGAACUGCCUAACGGCCAACAACUGGGACUAUGCGUUGGCAAUGGCCAACUUCAGCCAACUAAAGGCCCAAGGGCAGAUACCGUUGGACGCAUUCCUCGAGGGGGUUUAG
This is a messenger RNA of Capronia epimyces CBS 606.96, 1197 nucleotides long. RefSeq lists its product as uncharacterized. Bases 1 to 1197 code for a protein of 398 amino acids. Gene Ontology annotation, cellular component: nucleus. NCBI's taxonomy places the organism in Eukaryota, Fungi, Ascomycota, Eurotiomycetes, Chaetothyriales, Herpotrichiellaceae. Gene Ontology annotation, molecular function: RNA binding; protein binding. The record is from RefSeq and is a predicted model, not a curated record. Gene Ontology annotation, biological process: poly(A)+ mRNA export from nucleus. The transcript has a single exon.